CUCUCUAAAAACAUACCCAUUGUUUUCUCUCACGCAAAACAACAAUAAUAAAUGAGAAAUGAGAGAGAGAAAUGUUGACAAGUUUCUUCCACUUCUAAUUCUCUCUCUAAAUCUUUCUUGAGAGAAUGGCCCAGCAGAUCCAAAAUCCUCAUUUCAUCGACUUUUCUUGGUGUUUCCAAAAUGCCUACUUUUUUGUUUGGCUCUUUUGAGGUCUCUAAGCCUAAGCCUUUCGUAUUCUGAUCCAUUUGCUUCUUUUAAAGAUACCUACUUUGAUAUUUUUGCUUUUCUUCUGUUGGCUUGUAGUGCUUUGAGCUGUUUCAAUGACUGAAUCCCUUCUGGGUUUUCAAGGAAGAAUUGAUUUUCACUUGGAUAUGUAAUUAAGAAUUCUCUCUAAUGGAGUAAUGGUAUUAAGAUGCUCAGCUAUUCCGUGAGCUAUAAAUUUUUGAACUUUACUUGAAGUUUCAUGGCAACGAUAGGAAUGCAAGCUGAAAUGCAGUGCCACUACUUCCCAGGAUUUUGUUCCAAUAGAGAUCUCAACUUAAAUGCUAGUUAUAGUAUCUGGCCAUCAAAUACUGUUGAUAAAAUCUUGAAGAAUGGACAGUACUGCAAUGUGAGUUUGGCACCAUCAUCUCCAGACCAGUAUUUGACUUGCAAGGAAAAACUGAAGCAGACAAUACUUCAACAUGAAGCUAUAUUUAAGGAUCAGAUCCAUGAACUCCACCGCCUUUACAAAAGACAGAAAGAACUAAUGGAUGAGGUGAAAAGGAUUCGGUUUCAUGGACAUCAACUACAGGUAGACACCGCACAGUCAAAUCAAAUAUUCUGUGGACCCUCAUUUGAGUAUUUCCAGAAGAAAACAGUUUCUGCCAUACCCUGGCUGAAUCCUACUUCUACUCAAUUCUCUGUUGUGGGUGCUGAAAACCAUUCACAUUUGAAAUAUGUUGAAGGAAAGCUCAAGGAGGUGGGCUGCAUUACAGUUCAGACUGAAGGAUAUGGAAAAGAGUCUGAGUUAUUGGAGUCUAAGUGCAAGAAAUUUGGUAACAAGAUAUUGGAUCUAGAACUUCCAGCUGAUGAAUACAUUGAUAGUGAACAGGAGGAAUCUUUAGCUGGGGAAACAGUUCCUCCUGAUGUGCCAGGUUAUCAUAUGAAAAGCAUUGCUGAUGAUGUGCAAAAGAGUGAAGUAGAACCAUCUCGUGGUAUUGAUGAUGGUAACUUGGUUUUCCAAGAUGGUGAUACGAGGCCAGCUUCAUUUUCAAGGAAAACCAAUUGCUUAGCUGAUUUGAAUGAACCCAUCAAGCUUGAAGAAGAAACAAAUCUUGAAUCCAAUGUUUUCCUGGGUCCUGUGCCAUGCGAUAGAGAGAACACGUGCCAGGAUCUGUCUGGGAAGAGAAAUUCAGACUUGCGGGUUCAACUAAAGCAGACCAUCCAAGGUACCCAGACAAGAGAGGACCCUGAAAUUCCUGAAGCCUUCUCAAACGUUUUAGACCUGGAAAAGAGUAAAAGUAUGCCGGAGUGCCUAUCUGAUAAUGAUGAAGCUGGGCAAAGUAGCAGUGGCAUGAAUUCUUUUCCUGAAAGGAUAUGUACUGAAACACUAUCCUCAUCAUCUGAAGAUGACGAGAUUGAGCAAGAUCAUGACAUUUCAACAUCUCAUUUGAAUCUGAACAGGAGAAUGCCUAAGAAAAAAAGGAAAGAUUUUGAUUUGGAGAGCUAUCCUGUGGUUAAAGCUGCUUGCACUGCUACAUCAAGUGAACUCAUUCCUCUGGAUGAUGUGAUGACUUGUGAUUCAUCUUGGAAGAAACAUACACGUGACUUUGUAAGGGCCCCUAUAGCAGUUCAAGCACUUCCAUGUUUUAACAGUGCUGUACGUUUGAAGAGAAGGUCUAAGCCAAAGUUUAGCAGCACAAGUGAUCAGAGCAGCUUCUGCAACACUGACAAUGAAUUCGCAUCUGAAGGUAAUGGCAGCAAAAAGCGCGUUAAGGAUUUUGUGGAUUUGAAGUUGAAAAGGGAUAUAGAUCUGAAUUCAAUAUCACCUAAUUGUUCAUCCGAUGGUGAAGAGAAAAGUAAAGACUCAACUGGGUUCUCACCUUUGCAUGGAGCAAACCCUCCACAUCUUGCAAAAUCCAACAAAAAACUGGACUUGAACUGCAAUUCAAUACCUGAUUCUGGAGAACAGCUCAAUGCAAAGGACCUAGUUCCAGAGAACAGACAUAACAAAAAGUCUUCAGGCUGUGGAUUUCAUUUUGACCUCAACUCAUGGAUACAAGAGGAUGAGUCUUCACCCAUGCCUGCUCCGUUAACCGAAAUAAAUUUGCAGGCACCGGCAAGUCCAGAAAACAAGGAGUCAUCUCCACCAAGAGGAGAAUCUGAUGAAAACCAACUUGAGAUGCUUUGUCAACUGCCAGGACAAGAAAAUAAUCUGCUAGAGGAUCUGAUAACAGUUGCAGCAGAGGCUAUAGUUUCCAUUUCAUUGUCUCAGGUUCAGGGUUAUAAAGAAACUGAGGCUUUCAAGCCAUGUGCAGCUUCACAGAGUGACUCACUAUAUUGGUUUGCCAAGAUAGCAUCUAAUAUAGUAGAUGAUCCAGAGAAUGGAUUUGGUAUAGCUUUGAGUUUUAAGAACAUAACUAAUGACGACGAGUAUCUUUCUUAUGGGAUGGACUAUUUUGAGGCAAUGACAUUGAACCUGAAGGAGACAAAUGUCGAAGAGUACUAUUGUAAGACCAACAUUCAAAAGGAGGAAGCAGCGUGUCCACUUCCAUUGCCAAGUCAGCCUAGGAGGGGACGGAGGAGGCAGCAGCGGAAGGACUUUCAAAGUGAAAUUCUACCAAGUCUUGCCUCUUUGUCAAGGUAUGAGGUGACUGAAGAUCUUCAGGCAAUAGGAGGGCUAAUUGAGGCUGCUCAUCGGAGCACAUGUGCAAGGAAAACAGGUGGAAAUGGGUGGACGAGGGGGAGGAGGAGGCGACCUUCCAUAUCUUCUUCCAAUGCAGAAACCUCCAUGUGUACACUGUUGAAGCAGCGAACCAGACAUGGCGAAUGCAGUAUUGAGGAGAGGAGCUUAAUUGGUUGGGGGAAGAUAACAAGGAGGCGGAGGGGACAGAGGUGUCCUGCUAGUAAACCCCGGCUAAUUUUAGGCCAAGUGUAGUUACACUCUGCUCGUGUUGUUUUUUCAGGCAAGUUAUAGUGAGUGAACUAUGAGAUUAUCUUGUACAUGGAAAACAUAACAAAUUUGGCUGAUAUCUGAUAAGCGUCAUAAUCCAUAUAGGAAAGACCAAAUGGAAUAUGUGUUUUUGAGCUUUUUGGUUUAGUUUAUAGUGAAGCAAUGGAAAUGCUUGUACAUGUGAAAUGUUAUUUCUUAGCCAAUCCUUGAUAGUUUUAAAGAUGUAGCAAGUUAUGAAACAUUGGCAUUGGGAUAUUU
Molecule: messenger RNA, 3412 nt
Organism: Jatropha curcas
Lineage: Eukaryota; Viridiplantae; Streptophyta; Magnoliopsida; Malpighiales; Euphorbiaceae
Source: RefSeq, a predicted model, not a curated record